AUGUUUUCGAGGAAUAAGCUUGUUGUACUCAAACGUUCCCAAUUAGAAGAGUAUAAACGUAAAUCAUUAGUUGGACAUUGGGUGUUGGUAAAAGAAUCGUGUGAAGACUUACAAAAAGAAAAAGAAAAAUCUUCGAAACAGGGUCGCAGAUGCAGUAGUUCUAGCACAAGAUUCACGGUCGGGAACGUGACGGUCAGGUCGGGCUCGGCAGAAGGUUUCCUGGACAUAUCGGGUGGCGGAUACUUGCACGCGGAAGGCGAACGUUUUGAUGGUGGCUUGUUCGACCGGGUGAACAUCGUGAUCGCGGAUGACAAUCUAUUGCGACUGGAGUCGUUUUACACGUUCACGUCCAUUCAGCGGCUGAGCUUGCGACGCAACCGUUUGAAGUCCGUCAGACCUAUUGAUGGUGAUUUGGCAGAAACAUUAAUUCGUUUGGACGUUUCAGAAAACCAACUGAAUCCAGACGAUAUAUACCACUUGUCCAUAUCAAAACUAGAACAACUUUAUAUGUUGAAAAAUAAUCUGACGGUUAUCCCCGAGAGUAUUACAAAUUUUCAUUGCUUUUUGUCGCUUAAACUACUAGAUUUGAGCGACAAUUACCUGUCAUGUCCCAGGACGUUUUAUAUAAUGUCGACACUGCACAAUUUGCAAGUAUUGAACAUGAGAAGCAAUCGAAUAUCAUUUAUACCUUAUUUGAUAAUGAAACAGGAAUCUGAUUGUAUAAAUGGUAAAAAUCAACCAGAAGCUCACCAGAAUAACGAGGAUAUGGAAAACGAUGCAAAUGAAGAUACAAAAAAGAUUGCAUAUCAUGUAUAUCACAUUCCAUUUGUCAGUCUAAGUACAAUAGAUUUGUCAAACAAUUUGAUAGCUCACAAUUCUUCAGUACUGCCGUUAAUUUGUUGGCCAUCAUUAAAGAAUGUUAUAUUAACAGCAAAUACCAUUAGUUUGAAUAAAAAUUCAAUAGAAUUCAAAAAAUUGUUAUCCACUUUACGUGUGUUCAAUAUUAAAACGAAACGAUAG
Molecule: messenger RNA, 1020 nt
Organism: Melanaphis sacchari
Lineage: Eukaryota; Metazoa; Arthropoda; Insecta; Hemiptera; Aphididae
Exons: 6
Coding region: 1-1020 (339 amino acids)
Cellular component (GO): nucleus
Molecular function (GO): protein binding
Source: RefSeq, a predicted model, not a curated record